Molecule: messenger RNA, 3058 nt
Organism: Trichomycterus rosablanca
Lineage: Eukaryota; Metazoa; Chordata; Actinopteri; Siluriformes; Trichomycteridae
Gene: selenoo1
Product: selenoprotein O1
Exons: 9
Source: RefSeq, a predicted model, not a curated record
GAUGGCUACCAGUGUGUUUCGCCUGACUCGAGCUUACAUUUCCUCCUCCAGUACAGGCGUGAUCAGGUCUUCCUCUACCGUCAGCAUGGGCACAGCUAUGAAGACGAGCGGUUCCGCGCUGGAGCGGCUGGACUUUGAUAAUGUAGUGCUGAGGAAGCUGCCGGUUGAGGCCUCGGAGGCUGCGGGGGUGAGGACGGUCCGCGGUGCGUGUUUCUCCAGAGUGCAGCCGCAGCCGCUCCACAGGCCGCACAUCGUAGCAGUGUCUGCCCCCGCCGUGGCUCUGCUCGGUCUCGGCGCGGAGGAGCUGCUCAGUGAUCCCGUAGCUGCCGAUUAUCUAAGCGGAUCCAGGGUCAUGCCAGGCUCCGAGCCCGCUGCCCACUGCUACUGCGGUCACCAGUUUGGCCACUUCGCCGGGCAGCUGGGAGACGGGGCUGCCUGUUAUUUAGGUGAAGUGAAAGCUCCGGCUGACCAGAGUCCAGAUCUGCUGAAGGAAAACCCCAGCAAGCGCUGGGAGAUCCAGCUGAAGGGUGCAGGACUUACCCCUUACUCCAGGCAAGCGGAUGGGCGUAAAGUGUUACGCUCCAGCAUUCGUGAGUUCUUGUGCAGUGAAGCAGUCUUCGCUCUGGGGAUUCCCACCACACGUGCUGGCUCAGUAGUGACCUCAGACUCCCGGGUCAUGAGAGAUGUGUUUUACAAUGGCAACCCCGGCAUGGAGAGAUGUUCCGUUGUGUUACGCAUUGCUCCGACCUUCAUCAGAUUUGGCUCAUUUGAGAUCUUUAAAGCAGUUGAUGAACUCACUGGCCGGGAAGGACCCAGCUAUGGAUACAAUGAAAUUAGAACUCAGAUGCUGGAUUACGUAAUUGAAACUUUUUAUCCAGAGAUCCAGCAAAGCUACUCUGACCCAGUGGAGAGGAACACUGCAUUCUUUAGGGAGGUGGUAGUAAGAACAGCCAGACUGGUGGCUCAGUGGCAGUGUGUGGGAUUCUGUCAUGGUGUACUUAAUACUGAUAAUAUGAGUAUUCUGGGCCUUACAUUGGACUAUGGACCGUUUGGCUUUAUGGACCGUUUUGACCCAGACUUCAUUUGCAAUGCCUCUGAUAAUUCUGGCCGGUACUCAUAUCAAGCUCAGCCGGACAUUUGUCGCUGGAACCUGGCUCGGCUAGCUGAAGCUUUAAACCCAGACCUUCCCCCAGAUCGGGCACAGGCUGUGCUAGAGGAGUACCAGUCCCUCUACAACAACUUCUACUUAAGCAACAUGAGGAGGAAACUAGGCCUGCUGAGGAAAGAGGAGCCAGAGGAUGCGGCGCUCAUCACAGCCCUUAUGCAGACUAUGCACAACACAGGGGCUGACUUCACCAACACGUUCCGCAGUUUGAGUCAGAUCUCCUGUCCUGCAGAGGGAGAGGAGGUGGAGGAUGCUGAGGUCGUUAAACAGGCCACAGAGCUCCUUAUGCAGCAGUGUGCUUCUCUAGAGGAGCUAAAAGCUGCAAACAAACCUAGUAUGGAUCCACGUGAGAUAGCAAUGCUGCUUUCUAUAGCUCAGAGUAACAGUGCACUUUUUGGCAUGUUGUCUGAUCGGAAGACAUUGGCCCGGCAACUGGAGAAGCUUUCUAAUUUAAAAGAUCUGAUGGAAAGCACAGAAGAGCAGCUGAAGGCCAAGCAAACAGAGGACUGGACCGGCUGGAUCAAACAGUACAGACAGCGAUUGGCUCGUGAAUGUGAGGGAGAGUGUGAUGUGAAGGCGGUGCAGGAGGAGAGAGUAUGUGUAAUGGACAGCACCAAUCCGCGUGUAGUCCUUCGGAACUACAUUGCCCAAAAUGCAAUAGAAGCAGCAGAGAAUGGGGAUUUCUCAGAGGUUCAGCGGGUUCGGAAAGUGCUGGAGAAACCGUUCUGUUUGCAGGAGGGUUUGGAGCUUCUAGGCUACACUGGAGGACAGAAAUCAGCAGACACACGGGAGCGGAAUGAAGAAGGAGAACAAUUAGUCUCUGAAGAGGAUCUUACUGGAGCAGAGAACAGGGUGCCUGUAUCUUAUGAUAGCAAGCCUCCAGGCUGGGCAACUGAGAUCUGUGUCACCUGAUCAUCAUAGAGCCUUCACGACAUGUUACCUUUCUGGGUUUCUGUCAGUGAAGGCAAUUUAAAGUACGAACUCCUGUCAAUCAGUUUACUUAUAUACAGAGGUAAUGAAAUGGCUGGUUUACACAAUAGUCUGAGAGAUUGUAACACACAAUGAUAUAUGAUGUCAUGACAAUGCCUUUUAGAAACUAAGCUAAUCACAGCCUGAUACAUUAUCUAUGUAUGCUGAACUGGUUAUAAAUGAUGACUUAGACCACCAGUCUUAAAGAGACAGGUCUAAGUCUGAAAGACAGAUAUUGUAGUACACGCACACAAUAAACCAAAACGUGUUUAGUGUAUUAGGGCUUGAGAUAAAAAAAUUUGCCAUUUAGUUUUUGUUUUGUAAAUGUAUAUCUUUUUUCAAAUAACUUUAUAUUUUUAUUUAAUCUCAUCGUAGCUUUUUCGAACUGUGGUCUUCAGUGCCUUUCACCACCAAAGACCGGUCAUGGGCUCCACAAACACAUUUGUUUGUGGUUGAGACAUAAAAGAUCAGAUGGCAGUUUACCUCCUGUACACUGCAAAGACAUCUCCUACAUUCUGGUCAAGAGGUGGAUGAAUACAAGCAUGCCAUGCUUUUCUGUCUGCAUAGGGAUUGGUGUAGAAAUCCGCUGCUAUCUGGUUAAAAAGAAGCUGAUGGUAGCUGCACAUACAAGCAUGCAGCAGAGUGCAUAGGGGAAUUGGAUUCAUUCAAAUUAGAAAAAAGGAUGGAGAGGGCAAAAAUGUUUGAUCUGCAGAUGCACAAGUAGUAUUUUUAAUUAUUGGUUACAAAGGUAAUAAUUGUUGUACUAAAUCUAAAAACAAUUAUUUGAGCACUUAGUCAUUGUAAAGUGAUUUAGUGGGAGGGUGAUUGCCUUUGUAAUAUUUAUCAAAUAAAAACUACCAUCUGCUAAAGAAAAUGCUGUAAAUGUAUAUCAAUUCAUAAAUAAAAAAAAUCUAAGUUUUUUAA